Molecule: messenger RNA, 7536 nt
Organism: Ectocarpus sp. CCAP 1310/34
Lineage: Eukaryota; Phaeophyceae; Ectocarpales; Ectocarpaceae
Source: the annotation of a GenBank genome assembly
AUGGGAGAGACUGGGAGGGUACGCGUGGCUGUACGCGUGCGGCCUCUACUUAGCUUCGAGAAGACAGAGAGAUUAGGAGAGUGCCUGAGCUGCAUCCCCCAAUCCAAGCAGCUGUGCGUUGGCGACGGCGGGGACAACGGGCGAAAUACCUUCACGUUCGACUUUACCUUCCCGAAGAGCUGCGAACAGAGGUCUCUCUACGAUGACUGCGUCGCUUCCCUGUUGGAAGCCUUCUUCGAAGGGUUCAAUGCCACCAUCCUGGCGUACGGUCAGACCGGCUCGGGCAAGACCUACACAAUGGGAAGCGCCAGCAGCCUGAGGAUCGCCGAGGAGGAGCAGGGCAUCAUCCCUCGCGUCAUCACCGGGAUGUACGACCUCUUGAGAGAGGCGCUGGAGGAGAGGCCCAACGUCUCUUACUCUGUACGGUGCCAGUUCCUAGAGAUCUACGGCGAAGAGAUACACGAUCUACUAGAGCCGGCCGGUUCCACCGUGACCAUUCGCGAAGGGCAGAAUGGAGAGGUCAACGUGCACGGAGCUAAGGAGAUGCUGGUCAACGGUGCUGAGGAAAUGGCGAUGCUGCUGGAGAGAGGGUCCCUCUGCCGGACCACGGGUUCGACGCUGAUGAACGCACACUCCUCGCGAUCCCACGCCAUCUUCACGGUACUGUUGGAGCAGCGCAUCCGGCCGGAAGGGGAGGCGCCUGUCGCGGAUGAGAGGGUGGACCCGGAUGACGUGGAGAUCCGUCGUUCGAAGUUUCACUUCGUUGACCUGGCGGGGUCUGAGAGGGCGAAGAGGACAGGGGCAUCGGGUCAGCGUUUCAAAGAGGGUGUGGACAUCAACAAGGGGUUGCUGACGUUGGGUAAUGUCAUUAGUGCCCUCGGAGACGACACCAAGAGAGGGAAGGUCCACGUCCCCUACCGGGACUCGAAGCUGACGCGCAUGCUUCAGGACUCGCUGGGCGGCAACAGCCAGACCCUCAUGAUCUGCUGCGUCUCUCCCUCGGAGUCCAACAUGCACGAGACCCUCAGCGCGUUACGGUACGCGAACCGCGCUCGUGACGUGUCCGCGGAGACCCUCCGAGAGCUGGCCGCGGCUUCCACGCCCGCCCGCCAGUCACCGAGACCGCUCGCACGGGCGAGCUUUAGCCGGUCGGGGCCGCUGGACGCGUCCGUUCCCGUGCAGCGCGAGCUGACCAUGCUGCGGGCGCGGGUAGCUGAGGCGGAGGGCGAGGUGGUACGCCUGACGGAAGAGACGAAGCUCGCACGGAAGCGAGAGAGCGACAAGGACGAUGCCCUUGCCGGGGUCCGUGCCGAGCUGGACCUCGCCCACGAGGCCCUGAGGGGGGGAACGGGGACCGACCAGCUCAUGCUAGACAUCGCCGAGGCGGCGGAGGAGGGGGUCGGGGACAGCAGCGAUGCUGCGGCCGCCGCCGCGUCGCUUGUCGAAGCCGAAGCCCAGGAGGAGUCUACGGGGGAGGAGAACAUUUCCCCCAAGGCCAGACUGGGCGGGGUCCUGAAGGGAUUUUUCUCCGGGUCCGCCGGAUCGACAACGCGCUCCAAGUCGCCCGGCAGCUGUAGUAGUAGCGAUGCCCUUGGGGAUGGGGGCGGUACCCAGAGGAGGCCGGAGGGGGAGGCAAGCGGGCGGGAGCCUUCUUCUGCCGCGGGUGCACCGAGGAGGGCAAAGCCGGAGGCAGCGGCGCGGGAGAGAGCUCUCGCCGUGGUGAAGGAUUUCCACCAGCGCAUCCAAGCGCUGGAGGGCAAGCUCCACGACUCGGAGAGGCAGAGAGCGGCCCUAGAGCGGCAACUGGUGCAGAGCAGCGGCGGGGGGGCCGGGAGUGGAGCUAGGGGGAGCGGGGCGCCCCUGAUGGUCGGGUUGUCGGCGAAGCUUGCGGCGGCGGCGGCCGGGGAUACCGGCGAGCUCGGCACCGAUGCGGUUGCUGAGGCCAACAAGAGGCAAAGAAGGCUUGCCGAGGAGAAACGACGUAGAGAUCAGCUCAUCAAGAGGCUCGGCGCUGGAGGCGAGGACGGCGCGGGCGGCGUGAAGGCUGCCGGGGACAGCGGCACCAAGGUCCACGACGACGAGGAGGACGAUGAGGACGAGGAUGAUGAAGAUGAGGAGGAGGACGAGGACGAGGGGCAAGGAGAGGAGGACGGGGACGAGGUUGGUGCUGCGGGGAUGACGCGCCUGAGCUUGGGGUCCAGCGUCGUUACGGGACAUGAGGAGGAGGAGCGAGCGUUGCGCCAGAGCGAGACCAAGAUCAACGCGGAGCUGUCGGACCUGGACAAGAGCAUCAUUCUCAAGGAGGCAUUGCUAGCGCAGAUCAAGGAGGGCCAGGCCUCUUACGAAACCAUGCAGCAGCACUACGAGCACAAAUUGCGAGAGAUGGACGUGGAGGUUCACAGGCACGAGCAGGAGCACGAGCGGCUGCUGUCUGACUUGGCCAAGCUCGAGAAGCAGACGGAAGUGGCCGUACAGUCGGAGCGCGAGAAGCUUCAGAAGCAGCUCAAGGAUAAGACAGCGGCGCUGGCCAAGGCCAAGGAGCGGCAGAGCGAGCUGAGCGUGCUGUCGCGGGACCGGCGCAUCAAGCAGGACACCAUGCGGGGGCUGGAGACCGAGAUCCUCAAGAUGAAGAAAAAUAAGCUUGACCUGCAGCGGCGGCUAGACUCGGAGAAGAAACGGCAGCGGGAGAUCCUGAUGCAGAAGUCGAAGGAGAUAAUGUCCCUCAAGCGCAGCGCCAUGAAGGAUCAAGCGGAGGUGAAACGGCUGGAGCGAGCGAAGAGCAAGGCGGAGGCGGUGUCGAAGCGACACCUGGACGAGCUCGCCCUCAUCCGCAGGCUCCAGAGGCAGAAGCUGGGCGUGGGGCGUAAGCAGAAGCUGACGGCACAAGAGCGAGAGACGAAGAGGCUUCUAGACAAGAAGGAUUGUGGUCGGUUCUCGAGCUUGACGGAUCAGCGCCAGCUCAGGGAUCGCGACGCACGCACCCGCGCCCGAGUCCCAGCCUUCGCCUCCAGCCGCUCCGACAACCGGCUUUCGCCACGCCCCCCGGUGCCACGCUUUGGCGGUGGCACCAGCGCUAAGCAGCAGCCGGCCCCGCCGCCACCGCAGCAACAGCAGCAGCACCACGAGGCGGGUAAGGCAGGGGAGGCGUCCUCCGUGUCCCCCCCUUCUACGGAGAAUGAGGAGAUGACGUUGAGGGCGGCGCUGCCCGCGGAGGGAGGCCUCGACGAGGAGGAGAUGGACACGCUGAGGGAGGUGGAGGAGCGCCUGGAGAGCAAUAAGGUGGAGCUCGAAUACAAAGACCGCAAGAUUGACUCCAUACAGCAGGAGGUUAACGCCUGGGCGGAGAGGCGCCGCAUGAGGCGCCGGGACCCAACGGCCAGCGGCGCCGCCGGCGCCGGCACCGGUAAGGACAGUGGUCAGGGCAAGGGCUCGGAGGUAGGAGAGGCGCAGAUGAUCGAGGAGCUGGAGAGCGGCGUGAGCGACCUCAAGGGGGCGAAGGGGAUCAUCAGGGUGCUGUUCAGCAGCCUCGUGGCGGCCAGGCGCGGCCUCAAGCAGAAGACGGGGGCCGUUAAGGGUUUCCAGGAGGAACUGGACAAGCAGAGGAGGGCCCUGGAGGACACGCAGGAGCUGCGGCAGACGGAGCUGAGGAGUUACGACCGCAAGCUAACCUCCCUCACGGCCGACUACGAGAGGAAAAUCAACGGCCUGAUCAACCACACCGGCAUGAGCGGCCUUCUCCACGCCGCCAUCGAGCGCACCGAGGGGGGUGACGGGGCCCCGGCGGCGGCAGGUACCCUACCAGGGGACGGAACCACGGGGCCCCCUGUGUCGGAGAGGCGGAGUUCCGGGCUGGAGUCUAGCGGCCGCCACGGUGUAGGGGUCGGGGAUACGACGCAGGAUGCAAUGGCGAAGGUUUUGCACGAGAGGUGGCUGUCGGAGAGGAAGAAAGCAAGGUCGCUCGAGUCGAGGCUGAAGGAGUCCGAGGUUCGGAUAGGCGACCUCGAGGAGGUGCGCAAGCACGAGCGCAAGGCCUUGGCCGACAAGGAGCAGGACGAGGAGUGGCUGUCUUACGAGCUCAGGGCCUAUCGCGCCCGCUACAGCCAACUGAGAGACGAACGGGACCGCUUGAAGGUGGAGUUAGACAGGGUCCGUCGGAGCGCUAGCGGCACCGGCGUAUCAUCGUCGGGGGGGCACGCAGCAGCCGCAGCAGCAACGGCAACGACAACAACAAGCUCUGGCUUGAACGCCAACAGCGGUAGCCAUCACGCACGGCACCCUUCCCCCUCAUCGGCGCAGUUCCUUCGCGGCCACUCCGGCUCAGGCCUAGCCGCCCCCCCGCCGCCGCCGGUGGCGGGGUCGUCGUCCCCCACACAGUCCGGACCGCCGUCCCCCCCUCCGAGACCAACCAGCGGGCGAGGAGUUCCAACGAGGGAUUCGUACCACGGUCCCGGGUCCAUUGGCGGCGGAAGCAGAGGGUCGAGUCCGUCGCGACGGCAGCACGAGGCGGCGGCGGCGGCGGCGGCGGCGGCGGCAACGGGAGGGGUAGGGUUGUCCCCUGACGCCUCCACGAGGACGUCGGUGGGGGAGCGGGCGCCCGGGGAUCGGGGACAGCAGGCCGGCAGGAUGUCCCCGAGUUCGGGCGGGGGGGGGGACAGGGAAGUCAUGUCCCCGGAUAAUCCCGCCUCCGACGUCGGCAGCGAGUACGACGACGUGGACUCGGUGGACGAGCAUGAGUCGGAGGGGGGCGGGGACGUGAACUUUGCCGGGGUGACGAGCGACCUUGAGGCCAUCCGCCAGGGAAGGAUGCCCGAGUCGAUGCAGCUUGUGGCCCGCGUUAACGCCGAAGCGGGUGGCAAGGUGUCCGUGUUCGACCGUCUAGCCUCAACCACAACGGAGAGUCGCAGGCAAAAGGUCAACGACCGGGAUCAGCUGCACGAGAAUCUACGGCGAAAGGCGAAGCAAGACGCUUUCCGCAAGAAGAAAGACUUCAAGGUUGUUCCCGGCCACCUGCCGGGGGCGAAUGGGCUACCCACGGGCACCAUGGGGGCCCCGGGAGGCGGAGGAAGCUCAUCGGGACACGUGUCUGUCGCGGAUGCGAUCGCGUCUCUGGAGGGAGGCAAAAGCGCCACAUAUCCUGGUGCGGGCGGAAUCGACGGCAGCAGUGGAAGUGCGGCGACAGGGCCGAAGGAGUUGUCCGUCUUCGAGCGGCUUCAGAACUCGUACAUCCGACGGCGAUCGUCGUCGUCCGGGGACCCCCAUUCCUCCUCCCAGUCCCACUCCCACGGCCAUGGCCAUGCCUCUACGACCACUCCUCCUCGCUCCCGCACUACUUCUACAACACCGGCAACCACGCCGACGCCAACGCCGACGCCGACAGCGAUGACACCGAGUUCUGGUUCUGUUUCUGUCGCCCCUCACCGUAAGACUGCGAAGAGUCCCUCUCCCGCCUUUUACUCGCCCGUUCGCCAGGCUCCGGCUAACCACGCCAAGCUCAGCGGUGGCACGCACAAGAAGUACGUAAAAGUGGGUGGGCCAACGACGGUUGCGUCGAGGUUGUUCAUGCAGCAGCACGCCGAGGCUGCUGCUGCCGCCGCCGCUGUCGAGACGUCGCGGGCAUCCAGCAACAGUGGGUCCCCUCCCCGGGCGAUGUCGGCUACUUCCGGUAGCCAGGCCGGAUCGGACGAGAAGGAUCGAUCGGUCAACAGCGACGACGCCCUAGGCGUUGUGGACGAGGAGGGGCUGGGGUUGGGGGGCAGGAGAGACCGAGAAAAGAAGCAGUUCGGAACUAGCAUACACAGGGACAGCGGCGCCGCUGCGCACGCCACCGGGCAGCGCGGAAGCUACACCGGAGCAAGCGGCAGCGGCGGCGGCGGCGGCAACAAUGCCGCUAUCGGCGGUGCGGCGGGGGCCGGGGACAACUCGGUGUUCGACCGCCUUCCUUACAGUUACACCGAGUCGGAGCGGAAGCGGAGACAGCCGGAGGCGGCGCCAGCGCCACCGGCGAUCCCGGCCUCCUCGAACCCUAGCACCGGCAGGCAGCCGUUUUCGAUCCGACGGUCUUCCCAGGACAAGGAGGCGGUAGCAGUAUCGGCUACUGCUGCUGCUGCUGCUGCUGCUGCUGGGGGACCGCAGAAUCCUCUGCUUCCUUCUCGACGUAGCGUCGAGUUGGAGCCCGGCGGCGGGCGUUCCGACGAGAGGGGGGGUAGGUGACCGCCACCGCCGGGUUAAGGCUUCGGCCCGUCUCCUUGUUGAUGUGGCAAGGAUGGGGGGCUCGGGACGUAGCCCGAGGGGGGGGGUCGGAUCGGAACAGACUUGCUUUCUGUUUCGAAUGGAACACGAAGGUCCAGCUGUCACCGGGGUUUGCUGGUCUGUGCGUGGAAAGGGGGUGAGCUUGUUGCCGUGGUGGGGAGCACACAGCGAGCGAACCCAUACACCCCGCCCUGCGGAUGGAGGAUGGGGUUGGAGCUGCGAGGAGAAACGGUGACGCUUGACUAGGCACGUCGUCGGUGCUUUUUGGCGGUAGGGUACCUCGGGGAGGGGGGGGGUCGUCCAAAGAGGAUGCUUUUUUUUGCUUCAAUCGUGUCGAGGGAUCGGGUUGUUGCUUAUCUUUCAUGCUCGUCUUGGCGCUCAGUGACGGCCGGGUUGGUUGUACAUUAAAUACGUUGCGACGCGCGUGACCCAUUCCUUCUGUGUGUAAGUAAAUCUUCCCGGCUUGUCGGCCUUUUGUAACGUUAAUGGUGGCCGUUGCUCCCGCAUACGAUCGUGAGAUAAGAGAACAUCUGCGGUUGUUGCCUUUCGCGGCCUGUUGAGUUUGAGACAAGAGUGAGGUGAAGUGCGUGAUUUUUGAGCGAUAGUGAUUGUUUGUGUGCGGGUUUCCUUCGGGUAUUGGUGCGUGUUUUUGUGUGGAGGGGGGGGUGAUGUGCGUGCUACGGUGGAGUGCUUGGAGCACGUCCGAGAGUAGGUUCUUUGGCUGUUGACGGUAGGCGAUGUCGCCGAGUAGGUAAUCACGUAGAGGGAACAUCUUGGGCGGACCAGAACAUGAUCGAUACAUGUAGGGCCAACGGCACGCUAGGUGGUGAGUUUGUGUGUAUCUGUCCCUCUCUCAAUAGUGGGAGUCUUCUCUCUGUGCUCCAAUCUGAUUGAUUGGGCAGGGGUCGCUACAGCACGGCGUUCUCGCGGCUCUUGAGUCGCUCCUUGUUGCUGCGUCUUUCUUUUGGCGAUUUUUCCUCUGGAGGGGGGGAGGGGGGGGGGGGGGGGGNCAUGCAUGCCGUAGUCGUUAGACCAUUGACGUCGCAUCCCUACAAAGCCGGGACGGAGCACGCCGGGUUGUCACCGGACCAGGCUCCCACAUCACCGGAGGCGGGGGGUCAUUUCACCAUUUUUGAAAGGUCUCUGUUGACGUGUACCGACGUUAGCGCCGCGUGCGCGUGUCGGCGACAUGGUAGACGUUGCUUCUACACGCAAAGGGCAGCAGCAUUUUUUCAUGCUUACGAACCGGCCGAUCUCACCCCGUCCGUCGUCGCGCUCCCCCCCCCC